AAGAAGAACCCCAGCAGCAGAAAAGGACUGAAAUUUGUGUGGAUGGUGCGUCGUUUUUGCAUUUUGCUAGCGAAAAAAAAAGUUUAUAAAACAAUCUUUUGGUGCAAAAUUUGCCAACAUUUGGUAAAUCAGCAACGUUGUGCAACUAGUAACGGCCAGUUUGGUGGUGUUUGAGAAUGUUACCGAGGAAAUAGUACUUCUUUUUUUUCCUGUGAGGUUCCGGACCGUUCGCGAUGGCCGCGCACGGCAAGCGGUUCCGCUUCGGUCAGCCGAACCGUGGCCACGAGAGCGUGCUGCUGAAGGUGCUGAACCGGGAACACUCGGGGGUGUUUGCCGGCGGGUUGACGCGCAAGUCACGCGAGCUGCCCUUCCGGGAGGUGCCGGAGCAUCUGCACUUUUGCCUGAAGGAGAUCGUACCGUACUGUUACCUGCAGGGGCACGUGUUCAUGGGGUUGACGGCGUGUGGCCAGUUUUUGAUCAGCUAUAAGGCUUCGUGCGAUUACGACGAGGUCAUUACGAGCGAGUACAACUUUUCGUCGAAUUAUAAGUACGAGUUGUACUUUUGGAUUUAUCGGCCGCACUUUCUGCUCAGCAAGUACUUCCAGGUGUGUCUGUUUGAUGACCACGGGGUGGACGACAUCAAGACGGUGUCGAUGACCCAGUGGAAGACGGACCAGCGGCUGUUGUUGGUGCAUGGUGCGAGCGAGAAGGACGAUUGCGAUUCGUACGUGACGGUGGUGCGAGUUCCGACGCUGGGUUGUUUGGACUGCAGGAAGUUGCGGGACGAGACGGCGGAAGAGGAUGGCGGCGAGAACCGGGUGGACAUUCUGUGCAUCAAGUGCAACAUGACGAUCCACACCAAGUACAGGAAUUCGGACUCGGGACCGAGGUUCAACCCGCGGUAUAAUUUGAACUGUCCGGGUUUUAUCAUCAUGAGCGAAAACAGCUUCAUCCACACGGUCAACAUUCGGCUGGACAUGAGUCGUUGUCCGGCGAGGCGACCCGCGGCGAGUUCCGCAGUCCUGAGUAGUAAGUACAUUUCGCAAUAUCCUCCGCGAGAACCAACUCCCACGAAAGAGCCGCAGCCAAAAGUUCCAAUCCUCGCUGCAACGGCACCGCCGAGACCACCAACUCCCGCCGCGGCACCACCACCACCACCACAAUCUUCCCUGAGCAUCGCCGACCAAAUAAUUGCCGACUUUGCCGAAUAUGAGACUGAAACCUGCGAGUCGCGGGGCGCCACCAGACUGUCUUCAACAAGUUCCUCGUCAACGACGACCACCACGACCACCUAUCCGGAAAACUUUGACGAGUUGGUCAUUACGUGCACGCAGCAGCCGUUACGGCCGUCAAUGGCGUCUCCGCCGCCGAACGUCCGCCUCAUGAACCAUCGCACCAACACCAACAUCGAGUUACGGAUCACUUCUCCCGAAGGGAGUGGUGGCGGCGGCCAAACGCCCAAAUCGUACGUCACCCGGGUCGAUCUCCAAGCCACCGCCAGCAGCAGUAGUUCCUCGGGGUCUUCCGGUCGGACGCCACUCCGACGGCGAUCCUACCUGGCCGCAUCGUCCCGUUCGCCAACCGAAUCAAACAACGUUCCUAGCACCAGCAAUGCGGCCGCCGCCAAGGCGUAUGAGUUCUCGGAAGACACGGAGCCGGGCGAGAAAAUCAGCACCUUCCGGAAGCGCCGUCUAGCGGACAAAAAGUACGAAUUCUCCGAGGACAGCAGCCACGGCGACUCGGUCAUCGUCCCGUUCAACCGGCUACGAGCGCGCGGCCAAAACCCCGCCGGCUUCGAAAUGACCACCCAUCUGCACCGCGCCUCCCCAAGCCAUGGCUUCCGAUCGCCGUGCGGAUCCCCAGUCGGCAAUCGCUACCUCCGAUCACCACCGGGAAUCCGAUCCCCCAACUACUACCGGCACCACUCCCCGGUCGCAACUCCAUCGUCCAACCCCCGGCCCCAAACCGCAGCUCAACUCAUCAAAAUGUCCAACUUUGACCCGAAGGACUACAUCUACUCCGGCAGCUUGACCACCACCACAACUUCCACCAACUCCGACCAAGACAUCCCCAAGUUCUUCAUCGACGCCAUCCACAAGUUCAACGAGAAGAAGCUCCAAGCCGCCGCCGCCGAGGGCAACAACGAAAACUUCAACUCUGACAACCUGCUGCCCUCCUCCCUCAAACCGGACCCGGUCCAAGUAAAACCGGAAAAACCAAUCUGCUCGAAAAAGAUCGUCAAAAUCUUCGUCGAAGAGGACGACGCCAACUCGGUGGUGACCACGGAAGAGGACGACUGCAUCUCGCCCGGCUAUCACACCUCGCUCCCGAUGGAAGUUCACGGAUCGUGCUACUCCACCAUGCAGAUCAUCUCGCCGGCCUCCUUCCAGAAGCUGCACUGCCCCGCCGUCGUGGUCACGCAGAACUCGUUCGACAUGGAGACGUUUUCGUUUCACGUCGCGAACCACAUUUGCGCCAAAAGUGACAAAAAGUACGGCAUUCUGUUCGAUUCGGCGUACGAGCUGACGCACGUCUGCCCCCUCACCGAAACCGUCACCUGUACGAUGGUGCUCCAGUUCACCGCGAGCGACACCAACAAGGCGAGCAAGUGCCACAACUGCCUCACCACGAUCGACUGUCCGACGCACCGCAAAAUCUACCAGUGCCGGUCGCUCUUCACCUGGAACAUGGCGACCGGCGUUUGGACCGUGCUCGAUUACGGCCACCUCGGCAACGGGCCCUAUCUGGAGCUGAAGAAGCUCGCCUCGAACUACAACCGGCUGCUCGGCGAGUUGCGCUACUUUACGCGCAAGUUGUUCGGCAAGGACAGCACCGCCCAGGACAUGGCCCGAACCUACGAAUAUCUGGGCCACCUGCGCGUCCUCGACUGCAACAACGAGAAAACCAAGCAGCGGCUGGUGGAUCUCGUGCACAUGAUCGAGUUCUACCGGAAGCAGCGCGCUGGUGGUGGCGAAAGCGACGACAGCGAAGAGGAGGACAGCGAGGACGACGACUCUAUCAGUACGGUAGGUUCCGAUCGGGACGAUGCCAACACGGUCGUGGGCGAGGCAGGCCUCACGUCCGACACGGUUAGUGAUGAGGAUGAUAAUUAGGGUUAGGCGGUUAGGAAUUUUUAAAACAUCGUGAUACAAGAUAUUGUCCUCCUUCUCUCUACCCAUCUCUAUUCUACGUAUAUUGUGGUAAGCAAAUUUUUAGCGUGUACAUUUUACCCCACACAGGAAAAAAACACUAUUCCGCUCAAAAGAAUAGCAGCGAAGUGCGCCGCAACACCACUCAGUUUAAAAAUAAAUUGUAUUUAUUGAAUCCCCCAA
Messenger RNA from Culex pipiens pallens (northern house mosquito), 3332 nucleotides. RefSeq lists its product as uncharacterized. Bases 234 to 3113 code for a protein of 959 amino acids. Gene Ontology annotation, cellular component: Cul4-RING E3 ubiquitin ligase complex. The record is from RefSeq and is a predicted model, not a curated record. Gene Ontology annotation, biological process: protein ubiquitination. The transcript is spliced from 3 exons. NCBI's taxonomy places the organism in Eukaryota, Metazoa, Arthropoda, Insecta, Diptera, Culicidae.